Hippocampus comes (tiger tail seahorse) is the source of this 3541-nucleotide messenger RNA. RefSeq names its product nucleolar and coiled-body phosphoprotein 1-like. The record is from RefSeq and is a predicted model, not a curated record. Gene Ontology annotation, biological process: regulation of transcription by RNA polymerase II. Bases 443 to 2662 code for a protein of 739 amino acids. Gene Ontology annotation, cellular component: nucleus. The transcript is spliced from 7 exons. NCBI's taxonomy places the organism in Eukaryota, Metazoa, Chordata, Actinopteri, Syngnathiformes, Syngnathidae.
GAGUUAUGGUAGUAAAACUACCUUCAAUGAUAAAAUGUUUUUGUGGUUAAAACGCAAUCGUCAACCGCUUUGUUGUUUCGUCACUCUUACUUUGAAAACAACACUCCGUUUUCCGGGGUUGUUGCAUGUGUUUGAAUUAUGCUUGACUUGUCAAAUAUGACAGUUGUCGUCACAACAACAUCAACAGCAUCUUAGAGCUAAAAACGGUUCAACACCGAAUGAUUAAUAUUUUAUUAAUAUUAUCCGCGUACAUUAUGCCUGCCACAUCGACAAAAACGUUGACGACGUGUGCGUGCUAACGCAAGCGGUCUGGAUAGUUAGCAUGCAAAGCAGCUAGCACGGUGUGUGCUGCCGACUCGGCCUGCUAAAGCCGGCGGAAGAGCUUCGUGAGCGCGGAGAGCCUCGCCCAGGACCCCCCCGCAACCUCCCCACCGCCAGUGUGAUGGAGGCGGUUCCGUCUGAACCUUCCGGCAUGGCGGUGGACCUAUCCAAGGGCUUCUCUGCGCCACCCCGAACCCGAAACCAGUGCACCCCUGCCUUGGAUCUCGCCGCCAAGCCUGAGUGGUACCAGGCCCGCUCACGCGUCGACUCCUCAUACGGAACCAGAAGCUAUGAUGGGGAUAGCGGCGUGGAGCCGAAAUAUGUGAACGCCACGCUCCCGCCGGGUAUGUACCGUGAUGAUGACCCGUGGUGUCCCGCCUUCUACCAGACGGAUGCCAGCUGCGAGGACGACAGCGACAGCGGCUCGGACGUCAUCGUUCUGCUGGCGGCCGCCAAGGAGCCACUUCUCUGCGCCUCCUUUUUGGCCGAUGGCGUGCGGCACAUUGUGGAGCCGCUGUCGCCCGCGCCAUCCUCACCGGAAUGCUGCCAGCAAACUCUCAGCUCGCAGAGUAGCGAUAGCUCGUCAUCAGAAGAAGAGGAAGUGGAGGAGGAAUCAGAAAGCUCGGCGGACAUUCCGCCGCAUCACGCGAGACCCGUUGUCCUCCUUGCGGACCUUAGCAUCGACUACGCCGGCACCGUGGACUCCCGCGCUGACACGUUGAGUGACGACAGCGACGUCGUAGAAGUCCCUGUCACCCAAACCACCCCAAAGAGACCGAUAUUUCCCCAAAAUAAAAUUCAUGAAAAAUCUGCCGCCAUUGAAUGCAAGCGCAGCGUCAGAAUAAGGGCACACCUUGAGCAGGUGCCCUCGUCGUCGCCCCGGCCAGUGCGGUGCCAUCUUGCUAGAAGUGUAAAGAAAGACGCGAUGGGUGUUUAUUACGAAAGCUGUGACUCUGACGACGCCUUGGGAUAUGCGCUGGAGAGCGACGACGAUGCUCAGCAAUGCCACACUGCCAGUGAGUCCAACGACUCUCACCAACGCUGCACGGUCAACCAAUCUCAUGAUGAUCUUCAACGCCUCGCUUCGAUGGGGAAAACUGAAGAAGCUCCAGAAACUGAUAAUAAUCACCAUCAUGUUGUUAACAAAUCAAACAGCUCUCGCCAAAGCCGUGCCGCCGACAAAUCCGGCAAGGUUCGGCAAUACCAUUCCAGCAAAGCUGAUGAUGCUCGCCAACUCCACAAAGCCAGAAAAAAUGUUCCCCAACAUCAUUCCACCCAAAAAAUAGGCAACUCUCAGCAGCGCCGCGCCUCCAACAAAUCUGGCAAGGCUCAACAACAUCACACAAGCGAAUCGGAUGAUGCUGAUCAACGCCACCCCACAAACAAUCCUGAUAAUGCUCACAGAUGUCGUGCCGCGAGCAAAUCAGACAACUCUCAUCGGCGCCGCGCCACCAACAAAUCAGCAGACGCUGGCAGAGGUUCAACUCAACGAAAGCCAUCGGCGGUUGCUAAAAAAUCUGUGAAGAGACGACGGCGUAAUCGUAGAGCGUGGUUUCCACCGUCGUCUCUUUUCUCGCCACCGGAGCCUGAAAUCAAGUUAAGGUGCACCGUCGAGCAAAAACCAGCCAAGAAGAAGAAGAAGACGUCAGACAACUUUUGUCCGUUUGUGCGAGUUCGCUGGCGUGCCAGCUCGCAGCGUAAUGAUGUGAUGGUGGUUAACCAGCAGGAGCAACAGGACGUCCCACACCAAAAACAAAGCAUCGCCCCCCUUUCUUCUGGAAUCAUCCCCAAGGCUUCCUGUUUCCGUCCGGGACGACUUAACGGUGCCGGCGCCGCGCCGCCACUGUGCUGCCUGUGCGGCGGCCAGGCCAACGCCAACGGGCUGGGCGAUCUUCAUGGGCCGUAUCUACCCGCGGCGGGCUCGCUCGCCAAGCUGCCAGACUGUUGCGAUGACGACGCUGGCGAGCGCUGGGUCCAUUCGGACUGCAGCGUGUGGAGCAGCAGAGUGUUCCUGGUGCGAGGGAACCUGUACGGCCUGCAGGAGGCGGAGCAACUGGCGCGCCACACGAUAUGCUGCUGGUGUCAUCAGUCAGGUGCUAUUAUGGGAUGUUCGCACAAAGGAUGCACCGAAUAUUUCCACUACGCGUGUGCUCGACCCGCAGGUUGUGUGCUAAACGAGGAGAACUUGUCACUACGUUGUUCACAACAUCCCUUGGGCAGAUGCCAACAACAGCAGCAUGAAGGACACACACCGUCAGAGGAAAAGUUGGCGAGUGGGGCGGCGUCACGUCAGGUGACAGACAAGGGCGACCAACCGCUCUCAUCACUGACAAGCGACUGACACACGAUUGACACAUGGGAGUCACAUGACUCCACAACAGGACUCCAGAGGAAUCAGACCAAAGUUCCUGAGGAGGUGGGGCAUUCCCUGACUGUGCCCACUGCCCUGUGACAUCAUCAAAACCAGCCUGCACAUGAGUGUCCAUCAACGUCAAUCAAGCUUCACGGUGACACCUUGUCGAGCUUCACAAAGGUUUCAGUUCACAGAUCAACUGCAAAUUUUGAAUCCAAGGUGCCUUCAUGUGUCCCAAAACGUAUUUUUGACACUGGUUUCAACAAUGUCUUUACAUUUUUCUUGCACAUGAGGUUUAUGAGACAUUUUAUUUUUGGUUUUGAAGUUUGACCUCUAAAAGCUUUCACAAUACGGAUUUUACCAUGCGCUGCUAUUAAUAGGUGUGAUAUUUUAGAGAAAUUUCCUGAUGCUAAACCUAACUCUUAAUUCAUGAAUUCAUUUUUAUAUAUUGUGUAGGUAUGCUGGAUUACUUAUUAUAUUAUUGUUCUGAAAACCUGAUACACUCGGGGAAAAAAAUAGGGCAAAUUCUGAAUCAGUGGAAAAAGAUCAUCUCGAAAAGUUAACUUGCAUCUCUGAUUUUAAAAAAUCAAUUUAAAUUUGCUGACCAGUGUUCUUUUUAAGCGUUCAGAAGUUCAGUAUUUUUAUUGUCAUAGCUGUUACUGGGAUACACAUCACACACAUUCGCCAUACCGUCUUUAAAACACACACAUGAUGAUGUCACUUCUGAUUUUUACGCUUGUUGGAAGAUCAAAAGCAGUCCAUCACUUUUGAAUAGAGAUCUCUUCCAUGUUUAGUUUUGAAUGAACGAGCAGGUUGUUGCUGCUACAUUUUAUUAUGACCCUGAACACCAAUAAAUGACACGACAAU